Molecule: messenger RNA, 122 nt
Organism: Racocetra persica
Lineage: Eukaryota; Fungi; Glomeromycota; Glomeromycetes; Diversisporales; Gigasporaceae
Source: the annotation of a GenBank genome assembly
AUCUUGAACAUGCUGAAGAUGAUAUUCAGCCAGAAAUAGCAAUUCUUUCACAAUUGGAUUCUCAGUAUGUAACUAGAUAUUAUGGUUCAUACCUCAAGAAUCCCAUUCAUGGGUUGUCAUAG